GUCUGGUUGUCUUUGGCUACGCAUAGAGCAGGCGGAUGUCAAUAAACAAUUCUACUUUUCAAGUUGGAAGGUCUAUACCAACACUGCUAGAGGCAUUCAGACAAGGUAAUUGGCGACCCUCCUUGAUAAAACCAGUGGUGGCGAUGGAGAUGGACGGAAUCUAGCCACCAGCAAUAUAAACAUUUAUAAGGCAAUCGCCAUGGCGAGAAGGAGGCAUCAACAGCGUUGCAACUGCCCUACAACUGUUCUAUUACGUCUGUCAGCGUCUUGGCCAACAGACCAAUUCUGACGCGUUUUGAGGCACUCAUUACCAUUACCAUCAACCAUAUAUCCCCUUGGCCAUCAUGUCGGCCAAUUAUUGGACUUCGACACAGAGAAAAUAUUGGACUUUUACGCCUGAGAAGCUAGCUGAGAAGCGGCACGAGCUGGAGAAGACCUACUCCAAAAUCUACGAGCAAUAUCCAUAUCCGGAUCGAAGACACCUGCUCAUUUUUAUCAGAGAUCGGAUUCUACAACUUGCCAAACGACUGCCCUUCCGCCAACAGUGCGUCGCCACUGCGCUGGUGUAUCUUCAACGCUAUUUUCUCUUCUAUCCUGUUCAGAACCUGAACCUAUAUCUCAUCCUCGCAACCGCCUUUUACUUGUCCUCUAAAACGGAAGAGUCCCCUCACCACAUUCGUCUGGUUGCAGCAGAAGCGAGACAAUCAUGGCCUGAAUUCGUUCCAGGGGACGUCUCCCGGCUGGGGGAGAUGGAAUUCUGUCUCAUAUCCGAAAUGAGAUCUCAGCUCAUAGUGUGGCACCCAUAUCGAUCCUUGCUUGACAUGAAGGAGAAUCAAGACAUCAAGUUGACCCCCGACGAGCUGGGUCUUGCGUGGUCCAUAAUCAAUGACAGUUUCAUGACCGACUUACCACUGACUUGUCCUCCUCAUCUCACCGCCGUCAUUGCCAUGUUUCUCGCCGUUAUCUUCCUUCCUUCAGCCAAAGCAUCAGGGGCAUUACGGCCAUUAACGCAUGACACGAUUGCCAACCCAGAAUCUGGACCAUUUUCAUCUUUUGGAGGAGGCCGCCCAGCAAUGUCUGGGCCUUUUAACAACCUCCUCACUAGCUUACAUAUGUCCGGCCAGCAAAACGGGUCUCAGUCUAGUGCGAACCACUCAAACCCGAACAUGAUGGGUCAGGCUCCAUCGCGCUUUUCGCACCAACACAGCCUUUCCCAGUCGUCCACUCAAUCUCAACCUCAAACUUCCGCCGGGAAUACGUCUGUCCCGACAACCGGACUGAGCGAACGUGAAAAGACAAUUCAGGCUAUCAAAGAAUCAGAAAGAAUGCAAUCCCUGAUGAAGUUCCUUGUCGAGUCUGAUCUUGAUAUUCCGCGUAUGAUCGAAGGAACACAAGAGAUGAUUAGCUUAUACGAUUGUUGGGAGCAGUACAACGAGAAGGCGGUAAAAGAUAUUGUUGGUCGAUGUCUAAAGGCUAGAGGGCUGGACUCUUGAAUUGCACCCAGCAAAAUCUGCUCGUUUGGUGGGACACGAAAAUGAUACGCAUUUCGUGUCCUCCGGAUAUUCACGGUGUUUGGGUGUUGGGUACCUGGCCCAAGUACUAUUUAGUAAUAGGUACCUAGGGGACCUGAGAUACACACACAAUAUUUUACUAUUUUUCCG
This is a messenger RNA of Exophiala mesophila, 1661 nucleotides long. RefSeq lists its product as uncharacterized. Gene Ontology annotation, molecular function: cyclin-dependent protein serine/threonine kinase regulator activity. Lineage: Eukaryota; Fungi; Ascomycota; Eurotiomycetes; Chaetothyriales; Herpotrichiellaceae. Bases 345 to 1493 code for a protein of 382 amino acids. Gene Ontology annotation, biological process: positive regulation of transcription by RNA polymerase II. The record is from RefSeq and is a predicted model, not a curated record. The transcript has a single exon. Gene Ontology annotation, cellular component: mediator complex; nucleus.